ACCGAGAUGGAGAGCCUUGGAAGGAAUCAGAGAACAAGGAGAAGCUAAUUGCUCGCGCUUUAAGUCACACGUGCAUUAAGUAAUCAGUUCUAGUCUGUAUUAAAUAAAGUCAGCAUCUUUAUAUAUUUUUACCUAAACCGAAAUGUUGUAAUAGUUCCUCGUGCGUUAAAACUGCCUUAAAUGUAGCAUAAUAAUCAAAUAAAUAAUACGCUCGCUACACGCUGAAACUUCAGCUAGUAGUGCAAUCAACGGUUGAUCAGACAUAACCUCACAUUUUCCAAUAAUAUUUCUUAAUAAUUAAGGAAGUUUUUAUUUAUUAGUAGAAUAUUUUAAUAACAAUUACAGAAAACACUUUCUUAUUUACAUAAUAUUGCUUAACUGUUAACCAGCUAUUUUAUUUUCAAGUAGUAUGACUACACGAUAAACAAAGGUUUAUUUUUAAUAAUAAUAAAUGACAGUUGUUUUGAUAAGUUUAAACAGUAAUAUUUUCGAUUGCAACUUGUUCUCUUAACACACUUGCAUUUAUUCCAAAUUUCUUAUAACAUGAGUAAACUAUUAAAUUCAUUUAUGUACAAUCUAUAUACAAACUCGAUAGUGUCAUAACCAAUCAACGCGUUUCAGCUUCAGAAUUUUUGUGUGUUCCAUCUUGUCAAGAAAAGUGUAUCUGUGUUACAACGUUUUGAUACUGUGAUCGAAGACACCUAUCAAGGAAAUUGACACAUUAUUAAUUAAUAUUAAAGAGUUUUAUGCAAUUGACAAUUUGCUUGAUUAAUUCCGACAAAUGUACUACGAACUGUACCAGCUAUAAUAUAAACGUAAUAAAAAUUAUAAAGUAAAGUAUAUCAUGUGCCAUUUGAAAGUGUCUACUAUUAAGAAGAAAUAAAUAUGGAACAAGUACAUAACAGAAACAGGGAUGAGCUACUCUCGAAAUUGAUUAAAUGUGAUCACGACACGUAUGAAGAAUUUUGUAAGAAUAUUGUUAUUUUCCUGGAAGUUUAUGAUAAACAGAUGACUAUCACAGAACUGAAUAAUGAUUGUUUACGGGAGAAACUGUGGAAGAAAUUAUUUCAUUAUCUAAGAGAUUACAGCCAUUUAGAUCAUUGUCAUCAUUUCAUAGCUGCUUUGAGAAUACUCAGCCGAGACAAAACUAACUUGAAUGACUUAAUUACUGAUGACGCAUUAAAUAUUAUAUUACAAAAUGCUAGUUUAACAAAAAUUUGCGAGGAGAAGCAAAUCUCAUACACAACUGUUACAAUAGAAUCAUUGAAAUUAUUAUGCAACUUGUUGUACAAUAGCGUAAAAGUACAACAGUCAGACGUAGUAAUAUCUUGCUUGCCAUAUCUUAUUGACCGAGUUGGAAAUUAUAACAACGAUGUUCCCCAUGAUGUUAAGUUGUUCGAUAUUAGAAUACUAUUUUUAAUCACUGCAUUAAAUACUUCUACAAGGAAUAUAAUAAAAAAUGAUAUACGUGGUGACGUAUGUCUCAUUAAAAUAUUGGAAGACUUUGUGGCACAAAACAAAGAUAGUGAAACAGUUGCAGUUCAGACUGAAGAAAUAACGAUUCUUUGUGAAGUUUUAAAGGUUCUGUUUAAUUUGUACAUACACUCUGAUAGCGUUGCAAUUGAAGAUCAAGAGAAAUACAGGAACUUGGAAUUAAUCCUAUCUAAACUGUUAACUUUUAAAUAUGCACAACAGCAAGAUGAUCUUGAAAGCUUCGUGGUCAAUCUAUUCACUGUCAUACCAUUUAGCCAUCCGACACCAAUUAUACAGUCUACUGAAAGCAAGAAUGCACACGAUAACACAAUUAUGUACGGAGACGCCGAUAUGAGCACUAUAUGUGUUUUACUUAAGUUUUUAGAUAAAAGAUUAGACUGUAAGACACGUGUAGUAGAAAACAUUUCUCCAGUGAUUACCGCACUGAUCAGACUCGUCAAGGCAGAGAAGAUUAUUCGCGAAUACGUAAGGUUUCAGAUUCUACCUCCAUUGAAGGAUGUAAUGAAUCGUCCUGAAGAAGGAACUACGUCGAGGGCCAAGUUAUGCAAGUUGCUAACGUCGCCUCUUACCGAGUUACAUGAUCUAGUUGCGGAACUUUUAUUCGUUCUUUGUAAAGAGAAUGUUAGUCGCAUGGUAAAGUAUACAGGAUACGGAAAUGCGGCAGGAAUGCUAGCUAAGAAGGGAUUGUUGGGACGUAGCCAAGCAGAGACUCAUUCUUCUGAUUCAGAGGACAGCGAAACGGAGGAAUAUCUCAAAUAUAAGGAGCAAAUAAACCCAAUAAUCGGAUGCUACGAACCACCCAAAUCAAAUCCACUUGAAGGUAUGACAGAGGAGCAAAAAGAGUACGAAGCCUUACAAUUAGUAAAUCUUGUUGAUAAAUUAACAAGGGAAGGAGUUGUGCGUCCUUGCCGUAUCGUAGAUGACGGGAAACCAGAACCUAUAGAACACGUUCUGGAAUUACAGAACGAAUUACCGAAACAGCAAUAUGGUCGGAAGGAUUCUGAUUCAGAAUAAAAGUGUUACGUACCUUCAAAAUUUGCAGAACGAUUUAUAUAUAAGUUAUAUGUAUAUAAGAUGUAUUGUAGCAAUAAAAAAUAUCUCCCUAAAUAAAGAUCUCUAAAUGAAAA
This is a messenger RNA of Ooceraea biroi (clonal raider ant), 2621 nucleotides long. It is a transcript of the gene ric8a, whose product is annotated as ric8 guanine nucleotide exchange factor A. Lineage: Eukaryota; Metazoa; Arthropoda; Insecta; Hymenoptera; Formicidae. Gene Ontology annotation, biological process: G protein-coupled receptor signaling pathway. The record is from RefSeq and is a predicted model, not a curated record. Gene Ontology annotation, molecular function: guanyl-nucleotide exchange factor activity; G-protein alpha-subunit binding. Gene Ontology annotation, cellular component: cytoplasm.